AUGGAUCAUGACAUCAAGGCCAUCGAUUGGAAGACCUUGGCAUCGGCAGGUGUCCGCGGCGUGGUCCUCGACAAGGACAACACAAUCACUCUUCCCUACUCGCGGACUGUCUACCUCCCGCUGGUCAACUCGGUCCGCGCCGCUCUGUCGGCCUUUGGCACGGACAACGUCGUUGUCUUCUCCAACUCGGCCGGAUCCGCCGACGAUGUUGGCUUUGCCGAGGCUGACUCGCUCUCGGCCAUGCUCGGCAUCCCGGUCCUCAAGCACGGUGGAAAGAAGCCCGAUGGCGCCGACGCGCUCAAGGCCCACUUUGGCCUGCCCGACGCAAGCGACGACGGCCUGGCCUCAUACGCCAUGAUCGGCGACCGCCACCUGACCGACGUCGUUUUUGGCAACGCCAACGGCAUGCUCACCAUCAAGACCGAGCUUCUCUCCACAGAGAACGACAACCAGGUUGCCUCGAUCAUGCGCCGCUACGAGGCCAAGUACGCCGCCAAGCUCGUCGCCGACGGCCUCUCCGCCCCCGAUCAUCCGCUCGCAAACCACCCGGACAUCGUCACCAUGCUCUCCACCACGCCGCCGCCACCCAAGCCGUGA
Molecule: messenger RNA, 597 nt
Organism: Thecamonas trahens ATCC 50062
Lineage: Eukaryota; Apusomonadida; Apusomonadidae
Product: HAD superfamily (subfamily IIIA) phosphatase
Exons: 2
Coding region: 1-597 (198 amino acids)
Molecular function (GO): phosphatidylglycerophosphatase activity
Source: RefSeq, a predicted model, not a curated record